This is a messenger RNA of Aspergillus oryzae RIB40, 1755 nucleotides long. Its product is annotated as alpha-glucosidase. Gene Ontology annotation, biological process: oligosaccharide catabolic process. The coding region runs from base 1 to 1755 and encodes 584 amino acids. Lineage: Eukaryota; Fungi; Ascomycota; Eurotiomycetes; Eurotiales; Aspergillaceae. The record is from RefSeq and is a predicted model, not a curated record. Gene Ontology annotation, molecular function: alpha-amylase activity. The transcript has 3 exons.
AUGUCGCCCCAUGCCGUACAUACAGUCCCUUCUGGGGAAAAUAACUGGUGGAAGGAAGCCACCGUAUACCAGGUCUACCCCGCCUCAUUUAAAGAUUCCAAUGGAGACGGUUGGGGGGAUAUCCCCGGACUAAUUUCCAAGGUCCCUUACCUGCACUCACUGGGCGUGGAUGUUGUCUGGCUAUCGCCCAUGUAUGAUUCUCCUAUGCAUGACAUGGGCUAUGAUGUGUCCGAUUAUGAAAAUGUAUUGCCAGCUUAUGGUACUGUCGAAGACGUUGAGAGACUUAUAGACGCCUGUCAUGAGCGGGGCAUGAAAUUGAUCCUGGACCUGGUCAUCAACCACACUAGCGAUCAGCAUAAAUGGUUUCAAGAGAGUCGCAGCAGCAAAGAUAACGACAAGAGAGAUUGGUACUUCUGGCGCCCGCCUCGGUAUGAUGAACAGGGCAAUAGAUUGCCCCCCACUAACUAUCGCGGAUAUUUCGCCGGUAGCACUUGGACAUGGGACGAACAUACCCAGGAGUAUUACCUCCAUCUAUACGCCAAAGAGCAACCUGAUCUCAACUGGGACAACGAGGCUACACGAAAGGCAAUUUAUGACAGUGCAGUCCGCUUCUGGUUGGACAAGGGGGUUGAUGGAUUCCGCGUCGAUACCGUCAACAAGUACAGCAAGCACACGGACUUUCCAGAUGCGCCGGUUACUGAUCCCAAAAGCUAUAUCCAGCCGGCAAUCCAGAUGUGGUGCAACGGACCUCGUAUCCAUGAAUUCCUGCGAGAGAUGUAUGACGAUGCUUUGCAGCCUUACGGGGACGUGGUAACCAUCGGUGAACUGGCUAAUACACCUGACCCAGAACAUGUUUUGAAGUAUGUCGGUGCGUCCGCUAAACAGCUCAGCAUGGUGUUUCAUCUGGAUAUUGGCCACAUUGGUAUGGGCAAAAGCUUGGAGGACAAGUAUAUUUUCAACCCGUGGCAGCUGACGGAGAUGAAAUCCAUCGUGACCAAGUGGCAGUCCUUCAUUGAGGGUACCGACGGGUGGACGACGGCGUUUUGCGAAAAUCACGAUAAUGGUCGCUCAGUGUCUCGAUUUGCGUCAGAUGCCCCUGAGCACCGCGAGCGAUCGGCCAAAAUGCUAGCUCUGAUGAUGAUGGCCAUGACGGGAACAUUAUUUCUUUACCAGGGCCAGGAGAUCGGCAUGAUCAACGCCCCACGCGACUGGUCAGUCGAGGAGUACAAGGAUAUUGAGGGUCGCGGAUACUACCAAGAAGCAGAGCGACAAGUCGCCGCAGGUGUCGAUCCAACACGUAAAGAUCGCAUUAUGGAUGGACUGCGGAUUCUGGCACGCGAUCAUGCCAGGCUGCCGAUGCAGUGGGACGACUCAUCGCAUGCCGGCUUUACGACGGGCACGCCAUGGAUGCGCGCCCAUGAUUUGUACCCCGAAAUCAAUGUGCAGAAGCAGGCGGACGAUCCGGAAAGUGUGCUAUCCUUCUGGAGGUCCGUUCUACGGCUGCGUAAGGAGUACCGAGAAUUGUUCAUUCAUGGGGCCUUUGAGGUUGUGGAUUUUGAUAAUCAGCAGACUUUCUGCUUUUUCAAGUCAAGGGAUGAGAAGAAAGCACUGGUGGCAUUGAACUUCACUGCAGAAAACCAGCCAUUUACACAGGCCACGACGACAGAAGGAAUGAAGCUGCUGGUCAGCAACUAUGCGGAGCUAUUGCCUGAAACAUUACGACCAUUUGAGGGUAGAAUUUAUAUCUCACAGUGA